This is a messenger RNA of Dreissena polymorpha, 8877 nucleotides long. RefSeq names its product CAD protein-like. Bases 56 to 6778 code for a protein of 2240 amino acids. Gene Ontology annotation, cellular component: cytoplasm; carbamoyl-phosphate synthase complex. Gene Ontology annotation, molecular function: metal ion binding; amino acid binding; ATP binding. Gene Ontology annotation, biological process: L-arginine biosynthetic process; 'de novo' pyrimidine nucleobase biosynthetic process; L-glutamine metabolic process. NCBI's taxonomy places the organism in Eukaryota, Metazoa, Mollusca, Bivalvia, Myida, Dreissenidae. The record is from RefSeq and is a predicted model, not a curated record. The transcript is spliced from 44 exons.
CUAAAACCGGUGUUUACGCAACGCACUUGUCUCUCACACGUGUAUAAAUGUCAACAUGAGGAAAGCGAAGUUGUGUCUAGAAAAUGGCACCGAAUACGAAGGCAUUUCAUUCGGUGCCGAACUGGACGUGCCUGGAGAAGUUGUGUUCCAGACCGGAAUGGUUGGCUAUGUUGAGUCCCUCACAGACCCGUCUUACUGCAAACAGAUUCUUGUGCUCACCUAUCCACUGAUUGGUAACUAUGGAGUUCCUCAGGAGGAAGUGGACAAGUACGGUCUCAUCAAGUGGUUUGAGUCGGACAACAUUCACGUUUCUGCCCUGAUUGUGGGAGAUAUCACAGAGGAGUACAGUCACUGGAGUGCUGUCCAGUCCCUGUCAAAAUGGCUCAGAGACCACAACAUUCCGGGAAUAUAUGGUAUUGACACUAGAAGUCUCACCAAAAGGAUCAGAGAGUCUGGUACCCUGCUUGGCAAGGUCAUUCAGGAGGGCCAUGAUCCUGACCUUGUGACCUUUAUGGACCCAAACAAGCUUAACCUUGUCGAGGAGGUUUCACUGAAGGAGCCCCUGACGUACAACAAGGGUGGUGACGUACACAUCGCAGCUCUGGACUGUGGAAUCAAGUACAAUCAGAUACGGUGUCUGUGUGACCGGGGUGCAACUGUCACUGUUCUACCAUGGGAUAGCCCAGUAGACUUCAAAGAUUAUGAUGGAUUGUUCCUUAGCAACGGUCCUGGCAACCCGAUGAUGUGCUCUCAGACCAUCUCUAAUUUGCGCUGUGUCCUAGCGACAGAAAACAUCAAGCCUGUUUUUGGUAUUUGUCUCGGACACCAGUUACUUGCCCUUGCCAUUGGGGCAACGACCUACAAAUUGCCGUUUGGUAACCGUGGUCACAACCAGCCGUGUCUGUACGAGGGCUCCACGCGCUGCUACAUCACGACCCAGAAUCACGGGUUUGCGGUGGACGCUACCAGUCUGCCCACUGACUGGGCGCCACUGUUUACCAACGCCAAUGACAACAGCAAUGAGGGCAUCGUGCACAAACAUAAACCAGUCUUUAGUGUCCAGUUUCACCCAGAGCACAUGGCUGGACCUAGAGAUCUCGAGCACCUGUUUGACGUGUUCUUGGACCAUGUGCGCUCCUACAAACUGAUGAGAUACAGCCCCACUAUUAAGGAGCGUCUCCACAGCGUGCUAUGCAGUUCGGUUCCCUUGUCAGAGAUCAUUACUGAGAAGCCACGCAAGGUGCUACUGCUGGGGUCAGGUGGGCUGUCCAUCGGCCAGGCCGGAGAGUUUGACUAUUCAGGAUCACAGGCUAUCAAGGCCUUAAAGGAGGAAGGCGUACAGACCGUGUUGAUCAACCCAAACAUCGCAACCGUACAGACGUCCAAGGGCAUGGCUGAGAAGACUUACUUCCUGCCUAUCACUCUGGACUAUGUCACACAGGUCAUAAAGAGUGAGCGGCCAGACGGGAUCCUGCUCACAUUCGGUGGUCAGACAGCCCUGAACUGCGGCGUUCAGCUCACCAACUCUGGCGUGCUGGAAAAGUACAAUGUGCGUGUGCUCGGUACCCAGGUUAAGUCCAUCGAGUGGACGGAGGACAGGAAGGUGUUCGCCGAGAAAAUGGCGGAGAUUAAUGAACAUGUGGCCCCCAGCGAGGCUGCAUACAGUGUGGAACAGGCCGUGAAGGCGGCUGCCAGGAUUGGCUACCCGGUCCUGGUCCGUGCUGCAUACGCCCUGGGGGGUCUUGGGUCUGGGUUUGCGAACAACGAGGAGGAGCUGGAUGUCCUGGUAACGUCUGCCUUCGCACAUACCAGCCAGGUGCUUGUUGAUAAGUCGCUGAAGGGGUGGAAGGAGGUGGAGUACGAGGUGGUACGGGAUGCCUACGACAACUGCAUCACAGUGUGUAACAUGGAGAAUGUUGAUCCCCUGGGUAUCCACACAGGAGAGUCCAUAGUGGUGGCUCCCAGCCAGACCCUCACCAACGUGGAAUACAACAUCCUGCGUUCCACCGCCAUCAAGGUCAUACGACACCUGAGGAUUGUAGGGGAGUGCAACAUACAGUAUGCACUGAACCCUGAGUCUCAAGAGUACUUCAUCAUCGAGGUGAAUGCACGUCUCUCGCGCAGUUCCGCCCUAGCGAGUAAGGCGACAGGUUACCCGUUAGCCUACGUGGCAGCCAAGCUGUCACUGAACAUGCCCCUACCCGCUCUGAGGAACUCUGUCACCAACUCCACAACAGCGUGCUUUGAGCCAAGUCUGGACUACUGCGUGGUGAAGAUACCUCGCUGGGAUUUGAAGAAGUUUACUAGAGUUUCGUCCAAGAUUGGCAGUUCCAUGAAGAGUAUAGGCGAGGUGAUGGCAAUAGGGCGCUGCUUUGAAGAGGCCUUCCAGAAGGCACUUCGAAUGAUGGAUGAGUCACUGCUCGGCUUUGAACCUCACGAGCGUGAGAUUGAGACGGAGCUGACGGAGCCAACAGACAAACGCAUCCUGGUCCUUGCCCACGCCUUGUGUGAGAAGUACUCCAUUGACCGGCUGUACGAACUGACCAAGAUUGACCGCUGGUUUCUACACAAGUUCAAAAACAUCAUAGACCAUAGGGAGCGGAUGGAGGCCUAUGUGGGAAAAGCCCGUGAGUUGCCACCUGACUUAAUAAAAAAGGCCAAGCAGCUAGGUUUCUGUGAUGAACAGAUUGCACAGUCCAUUAAGAGCACAAGCCAAGUUGUCCGCAAGCUUCGAUACAAACUGGGCAUCGUACCAUUCGUGAAGCAGAUAGACACAGUGGCAGCGGAGUGGCCAGCUCAGACCAACUAUCUGUACCUGACCUACAACGCCUCGGAGCACGACCUUGGCUUUGUGGGAGGUCAUGUGAUGGUCCUGGGAAGUGGCGUGUAUCGUAUCGGCAGCAGCGUGGAGUUUGAUUGGUGUGCGGUGAACUGUAUCCGAGAACUACGCAGGAUGGGUAAGAAAACGAUUAUGGUGAACUACAAUCCUGAAACAGUUAGCACAGACUAUGACAUGUGUGACAGACUCUACUUUGAUGAAAUCUCCUUUGAGACUGUGAUGGACAUUUAUGAGCUAGAAAAGCCAGAGGGCAUCAUCCUGUCCAUGGGUGGUCAGCUACCCAACAACAUCGCCAUGCCUCUACAGAGGAACAAGGCUAAAAUCCUGGGCACGUCCCCAGAGUGCAUUGACAACGCUGAGAACAGGUUCAAGUUUUCCCGCAUGCUUGACAACAUGGGCAUCAGUCAACCCAGAUGGAAGGAGCUCUCAACAAUAGAGAGUGCCAAGCAGUUCUGUGAGGAGGUGGGAUACCCUUGUCUUGUGCGUCCCUCCUAUGUGCUCAGUGGGGCUGCUAUGAAUGUGGCAAACUCCCCUGGAGAUCUGGAGUCUUACCUCACACAGGCUAGCGCUGUGUCCAAGGAACAUCCCGUGGUCAUCUCUAAGUUCAUACUGGAGGCAAAGGAGAUAGAUGUUGAUGCAGUGGCCUAUGACGGUGAGGUGGUCUGCAUGGCCGUUUCAGAACACGUGGAGAACGCUGGAGUGCACUCAGGGGACGCAACUCUGGUUACGCCCCCGCAGGAUCUGAACGAAGAGACACUGGCAAAGAUCCGACUGAUCUGCUGUGCGAUCGGUCGAGCCCUCGAGGUCAAUGGACCGUUCAACAUACAGCUUAUUGCAAAGGAUAACAAGCUGAAGGUCAUUGAGUGCAAUGUGCGUGUGUCAAGGUCAUUUCCGUUUGUUUCCAAGGCCCUUGACCAUGACUUCAUUGCCAUGGCGACCAGGGUGAUCAUGGGAGAGGCCGUGGAACCAGUCAACGUUCUGCAUGGGUGCGGCAGAGUUGCCUGCAAGGUGCCUGUGUUCUCGUUCUCACGUCUGCAAGGGGCCGAUGUUCUGCUGGGAGUGGAGAUGGCCAGCACAGGGGAGGUGGCAUGUUUCGGGGAGAACCGAUAUGAGGCGUACUUGAAGGCUCAGCUGGCCACGGGCUUCAGGAUUCCCAAACAGAACAUCCUGGUGUCCAUUGGCAGCUAUAAGCACAAGCAGGAGUUGAUCCCCACCUUACAGACACUGGUAGACUUGGGAUAUGUUCUCUAUGCCAGCAUGGGCACGGCAGACUUCUACAAUGAACAUGGAUUUAAGGUCCGUCCGAUAGACUGGCCUUAUGACGACAUUGAAAGUGAUGAUGCUGGAAAAUCUGGGAAAACACCCAAUCAGCAGACGAUAGCAGACUACCUGUCGGAGAACAAGUUUGACCUAGUUAUCAACCUCCCGUUGCGUAACAGCUCCCAGCGCGCCUCUUCCUUUGUCACCCAGGGCUACAAGACCCGCCGUAUGGCUAUUGACUAUUCUGUGCCACUGAUCACAGAUGUGAAGUGUACCAAGAUGUUUGUGCAGGCUCUACGUCUGCUCCGCACAGCCCCUCCCAUGAAGACACAUGUGGACUGUAUUGCCUCUCACCGGGUCAUCAGGCUGCCAGGUUUCAUUGACGUUCACGUUCACGUACGUGAGCCUGGGGCCACCCACAAGGAGGACUGGAGCUCCUGCACUGCGGCAGCGCUGGCAGGGGGUGUGACCACCAUCCUGGCCAUGCCCAACACCAACCCACCCACAGUGGACGAGGCAGCGUUCAACCUCACCCAGAAACUAGCCCGAGCUGGUGCCAGGUGUGACUUUGGUGUGUAUGUGGGAGCCAGUACGGACAACUACAGUAAGCUGACCUCCCUGGCCCCGGCAGCGGCUGGUCUCAAGAUGUACCUGAAUGAGACCUUCACCACUCUCAAGUUGGACGACCUAUCGAUCUGGAUGAAGCACUUUGAGCACUGGCCUCGUGCCUGGCCCCUGUGUGCUCAUGCGGAGGGCUCCCACACUGCAGCCGUCAUUCUGAUGGCAGAGCUGUUCAACCGACCAGUGCACGUGUGCCACGUUGCUAGGAAGGAGGAGAUUCUUGUCAUUCGUGCUGCCAAGGAACGUGGCUUGCCUGUCACCUGUGAGGUCGCGCCUCAUCACCUGUUCUUGACCUCAGAUGACCUUGACACUGUGGGUCAAGGUCGCGGAAAGGUCAAGCCACCACUUGUCACUAAGGAGGACCAGGAUGCAUUGUGGGACAACAUGGCCUUUAUUGACAUCUUUGCAACUGAUCAUGCCCCUCACACAGUGGAGGAAAAGAACAGUGACAACCCUCCACCUGGCUUCCCUGGUCUUGAGACUAUGGUACCCCUCCUGCUGACAGCUGUCGCUGAGAGCAGGCUAACUAUAGAGGAUCUGGUUGAGCGUCUGUACACAAACCCCCGUAAGAUCUUCAACCUCCCCGAGCAACCGGACACAUACAUAGAGAUUGACCUUGAGACAACCUGGAUCAUCCCCCCUGCCAUGAAGUUUAGCAAGGCUCAGUGGACACCGUUUGCUGGUCGCAGUGUGAAGGGGAUGGUUCGUAGGGUGGUACUUCGCGGAGAGGUCGCCUAUAUUGACGGGGAGGUGCUAGCCAGGCCAGGGUUCGGCUUGGACGUUCGAUCCAUGAGGCCCCCUCCGGCCGCUGACCAGCUGUCCAUCAACAUACCACCCCUCUCAUCCCUGCCAACCUCGGAACCAACCAGCCCCUUGAAGCGUAUCCCGGGAGAUGUCCGGCCCACCUUUCCCUCCCUGCCCAAACCUGGCAGGUUUACGGACACCUAUAAUCUUCAUGUUCCUAAAAGGACUGUGUCCGAGGCUUCAUGGUCUCCCAUGAAAGGGGAAAACAAAAGUGACCGUGAUGGGGUUCGUGGUGACCUUGCAGAGCCCCCUCGCCGUGACCUUGGCCUCUUGUCCCCACAGCCUCUUCCUGGCCCUACGAGAGAGGUCCUGCCCCACAUGUUCUCUGGGGGUCUGACUCGUAACCAUGUCCUCUCUGUCACCAACUUUAGUAGGGAUCAGCUCCACCAGUUGUUUAACCUGGCUCACCAGUUCCGCGCGGCUGUGCAGAGAGACCGGCCAUUGAACUACAUACUCAAGGGUAAGGUGAUGGCGUCCAUGUUCUAUGAGGUGAGCACACGUACCUGCUGCUCAUUCUCAGCAGCUAUGCAGCGUCUGGGAGGCUCUGUGAUACACUUUGAUGAGGCCACGUCGUCAGUUAAGAAGGGAGAGUCAAUGGAUGACACGGUGCAAACACUGAGUGGCUACAGUGAUGUCCUGGUGAUACGCCACCCUCUGCCUCACGCCGUCACAAAUGCGGCGGCUAACUGCACAAGACCGGUUAUUAAUGCGGGAGACGGGACCGGGGAGCACCCCACUCAGGCUCUACUUGACGUGUUCACCAUCAGAGAGGAGAUUGGCACCGUGAACGGACUCACUAUCACCAUGGUGGGUGACUUGAAGCACGGACGGACAGUCCACUCGCUGGCAAAGCUUCUCACCAACUACCGGGUGAACUUGCUCUAUGUCUCCCCCGGCAACCUGAGAAUGCCUGCAGAUGUGAUCAACUACGUCAAGAGCAAGGGCAUUAACCAGCAGGAGUUGUCUAGCCUGGAGGAGGCCCUGUUAGACACAGAUGUACUGUACAUGACCCGCAUACAGAAGGAACGCUUUACAUCCCCGCAGGAGUAUGAACAGGCUUGUGGCAAGUUUGUGGUAACACCAGAGCUGAUGACAAAGGCUAAGAAGAAAAUGGUUGUCAUGCAUCCUUUACCAAGAAACUUUGAAAUCAGCCCAACAUUUGACUCGGACCCUCGUGCGGCGUAUUUCCGUCAGGCAGAGAAUGGAAUGUAUGUGAGAAUGGCGCUUUUAGCUCUGGUUCUCGGCAAAGGCUAGAACCUGCAAGCUGGGAUCAAAGAGUUGGCGUGACUAGCUGUAUAAAAGUCAUUUGAGUCUAAAAAGGUCAUUUGACAACUUUUUGUUAUGGUAGCUUUUUUGUAUUAUUGAUGUUUGGGACUUGUCCUGCAUGGUCUGUUGUCAAGUGUCAUCAUGCUGUAAAAACAUGGAUGCAAGAGUACAAAUUUAGCUCACGUGGUCAUCUUUAGCUCCUGGUUUGCCUGUGGUUACUGUAAUCAUUAUCUGUUGUAAACCCCACAUCCUUCUAAACUUCUAAACUUUAUUUCAGAUUUUGACCAAACUUUACUUGAAUAAUCUUUAGAUUCUAAUUGAUUUUUGUGAAAGUUUUUUUAAAAAUGUGUUCAGAUGAUUAUGUCCUGGUCAGUUGCCCAUGUGGAUGAGGUUAACUGAGCUGAAAUGUGCUAAAAAGGCAAAACUUAUACUCUCAAAUAUUUUGUUUUAAACUCUUCUUCAAUUACUGAAUAGUAGACUUUAUAUAUAUAUGGUGUGUCUGUGUCAAAACAUUUCCUUUUUGUGCAUCCAUAUUUGUGACAUAUUUCGAGUUAUUUUCUGUGAAGCGGAGUUUUAAAGUUUAUAACACAGUACAGUUGUCUUCCACAGGUAAUGCUUAAAUUAUGUAUUUUGAAUAGAAAAAAAUAUGUCCAAAGCUUGAAUAUUCAUUACUUGGUAGGUCUUAUGGAUUGAUUGCUUUUUGCUUGAUUGUGUGCUUAAUUUAGCAGAGAUAAUUGCGGUUUAAAUGUAUCAUGUUUUGAUAUUUAGAAAUUGCAAUUUAAAUGUUAAUGGGUUGAAAAAGCUGAUCAAAUAUGUGUAUGCCUAGCAUUGUUUCCACAAAUCUGUCUGUAUAACACUAUUUCUUUUAUGUGUUAUAAUCAAUUUUCUGUGUUCUAUGUUAUUCAAAAGUACCAAAGUAUGGAGGAACUUUGUUUUCAUCUGAAUCUCAUUUACAUGUGUUCAUUAAUCUACAGUUAUACUGGUACAGUUUUCAUGGAUUUAUUAUCGUGUUAUUUUCUUUUUUCAGAAUUUUUGUUUAUUUCUAUUUUAUAUGCGUUUCAUAUUUUUCGUGUUAGUUAAUAUUUGGUCAGAAAUUUUAUUAUUAAUAAUAUUAAUAUUUAGCAUUUUUUCAUCUGUAAACUUAUUUGUUGUUUGUGCAAAAAUGAUAGACUAUAUAAACCUAUAGUAAUGGAAGUCUUCAUUAAUUACAAUAAAAUGAAAAAUCAUUAUUCAAUACUAUUCAGGUAAUACUAGAAGUUUUGGUAUUGGAAAGAUAGUACCAGACUUAGUGUUGCUUGGGAUAAGUAGGGUUUUAAGACAAAAGUGGACAGUUGGGGCACCUGUGCCAUAUGGUAUAUUUCAAGAUAAGAUUUAUGAUUAGAAAAUGGAUUUCGAUCUCUGUUGAUAACACACUCUCAGAAAAUGCGUUCCUAUUUUUAUAAAAAAACUUUUUGUAUACUUAUGCUUAAGGUGCUUUUAUUUUUAUGCUCCCUCAAAAUUUAUUUUGGGGGGAGCAUAUAGUCGCCGCUUUGUCUGUCCGUGUGUGUGUCUGUCUGUGUCCGUCUGAGCACAAUUUUUGUCCGGGCUAUUUCUCAGCAACUAAUGACCGGAAUUCAAUGAAACUUUAUGGGAAGCUUCACUACCAGGAGUAGAUGUGCAUAUUAUCACCAGGUUCUGGUCGGAUGAUUUUUCACAGAGUUAUGGCCCUUUGAUGAAAUUUUCUAUUAAAAAAUUCUUCUCCCCCCCCAACUACUGUGCCCUCAAGACGUUUCCUUUUAUCUGAAUAUAUAGUGCAAUAUUGUGACAAAGAAAAACCUUUGGGGAGCAUCACCCGUCUCUGACGGUUUCUUGUUUUGAUCUCUUAUGCUUACGCAAUCACAAAAUGUGUUCAGAUUUACUUCUAUGCUCAAUUGUUAUAUGUAAGUGCUAGAACAAAUUGAAUGGAUUUAGAUCUCUUUUUUUGGAAAAAAUUGCACAAUGUGUCUAGAAUUUAUUUGACUUUUUCUUCACUAAUACUACUUUGUGCAUGAAAAUAUUGAUACUUAUUUUGAAAUUAUUCAGUAAAAUUAAAUGACUUGUUCAAAUUA